This is a messenger RNA of Melanotaenia boesemani (Boeseman's rainbowfish), 630 nucleotides long. RefSeq lists its product as uncharacterized. The record is from RefSeq and is a predicted model, not a curated record. Bases 10 to 630 code for a protein of 206 amino acids. Lineage: Eukaryota; Metazoa; Chordata; Actinopteri; Atheriniformes; Melanotaeniidae. The transcript has 3 exons.
UGGCCAGGUAUGUCCGCGGAAGUGGCCCAGUGGUGCCAGGCAUGCAAACGGUGCCAAAUGGCUAAGGAUAAUCAGCCGGUUGCCCACAGUUUCAUGGGUCACUUGCUGGCGUCACGGCCAAACGAGAUUCGCCAUAAGAUCCAGGAUCAGUGGGCCCCAGAGGUGUAUUGUAUUGUAAGGGCACCAAACGGAGGAGGGCCAGUCUACACCAUUGCUGCUGAGAAUGAUCCCACCAAGACUAGGCAGGUCCAUCGGUCUCUUUUGAAACCAGUAGUAGGAGGUGAUUCGCCAGGUGGCGCCGCUAGUCCUGCGUUACCCCCUCCUCGGCGGCCUCAAGUAGAGGAGGAGUCCUCAUUUGACGGCGACUUGUUGGUUUCGUUACCGCCAGACUGCUUGUCAGCUCCUCCACGAGCAGCAGCAGUGAUUCCGACCACCUCUCAGCCGUUGCCGUCCCAGCCAACCCCAGGCUCAUCUUCAGGGCCAGCCUCAUCAGUCGAUGGUGCUUUGGCAGCCAGUAGUAGUCUUCCUCCCCAUGGGGUGGAGGAACCUCUUGCGCGGCGCACUGCCCUGGUGUUAAAAUUGAAAAUCCAUCAUCGGGACGAUGAUUCAACUGGUGGGGGCCGAUUGUAG